Molecule: messenger RNA, 1812 nt
Organism: Symbiodinium pilosum
Lineage: Eukaryota; Dinophyceae; Suessiales; Symbiodiniaceae
Source: the annotation of a GenBank genome assembly
AUGAAGGUGGAGCUCCCUGACAACAGUGCAUGCAUUUUAUGCACCCAGCCUGGCAAGCAGGACGCUUGCAAAGCAUCCGACAUCCCAGCUUGCAAGGAUGUCUUUAAUCCAGAUGAGCUGCAAAAGACCGGCUCUGGCUGGUUUGGCUGGGACUCCCUGAAAUGCACCAGCUGCAAAGCGUCAUUGCUGACCGUGGCUGGGGGUGCGCAGGUGCUUCUAGAUGCUUCGGGUGAGGGCGAAGCCGAAGGUGCAGUGCUGCUCGGUUCCGCGGCAGCCCUCAAAGGAGCUGCGAAGGCAUCUGGCAAAUCGCUCGGGCAAGUGGUGCUUGACAACCCAGUCGCCAUGGGUGCCUUGCGUUCGCUUGCCAUCGUCAUGGCCACUUCCCUGCAUACGGUCCACGUUCUUCCGAUGUCCACCCAGGAGGCACAGGAGUGUUUUUUGGAUUGGGAGCUGGACAACAUGGACAUGAUCCUGUUGAGCGGAGGUCAAGGAAUACUUCCAGGUCUCAGCUCCCUGGUGGCUGAGUGGGAAUGUUGCUCAUCCGACCGCUAUCGGAAGGACUGUGGACGGAAUCGCCGACAACAUUCUACUCCACGUCCAAGCACCACAACAGCUGCUCCACGUCCAAUCACCACAACAGCUGUGCCGCAGACCGUCAUGCAUGUAAGUGAGGCAGUUGAAGCAGGGAAGGCCAUGGCAAAAAACACCUUGAGGGAAUUGGCCAGUUUCAGGAGUGCCAGAACGGAUGAUUGGGAGGCGAUGGACCAUGUUCACUGGGGAGAAAUCCAGAGCAGAAGAUUUGGGGCUUUUUGUGCCAGGGAUGAAUCCCCGAAAGUUGCAACGACCGAUGCGCAGAGGCGAACCCAGCAGGAAAACCGACUGGAGUGGCAGGUUUGCUGGUGCUCGGCAUAUUGCCAGACGUGGUUGGUCUCUAGCAAACCUGACGGCUCCCUUGUGGCCUGCCAUCAAACGCUGAGACAGUACACAUUCUAUGAAACAAUGCGCUGUUCGGGUGCAUGGUGGCAGGAGCUGCGCAAGCAGCAGGGGCAACCAUACACCAGGGAUUACGAGCCACCCAUGUACAAAGCCUUUCCUUAUGGUGGUUUCCAGAUCCAAGCGCCUCCUGGGGUCAAGGUGCUUUUGAGCUUUGGAGGUCGGACGCAGAACUUCUACGACACACCUGGAGCGCAGAACGUUGGAUUGGCCCGCGCCAGGCGCCUGAAGACUCUGCUCCAGCAGAAGUACGAGCCAGAAAACCCAAACUUCGUGUACAUUGAUGCGGAUGCACUUGCCGAGAUGCCUGGCAGGUAUGUCAUGAAUGAAAGGACCCUCAAUGUGUACUGGGAGCAGUACUACAAAGAUGCCAUGCGCAAGGCUCAACUGAUCAUCUUCCUUGUCGACAAGGCCUGGCUCUUGAGUCGCAAUUGCUUUGAAGAGCUUGCCUGGGCUCAAGGGAAGCAGUUGUGCACCAAGCAUAACGAGUAUCCGAUCAGUUUGAACAUGUGCCCCUAUAAAGGGAAGGAGUUUGAGAGCGCGCCAUUUUCUCUCGCAUUGGCGAAGCCUCGCAUCAUCGCCUAUCUAGGGCAGGAGGCUUUAAACCGCAAGGGCCCUACGACCAGUUGCCCUGAGCAGCAUUUGUUGGAAGGAUUUGGUGAUACAAAAGGCCAGUGCAUGUCCACACUCGGUUUCGACUGGGUGAUAUGCGGCGAGUUGACCCAAAGCUUUGAUCUCCAACUCCAAAGGCUCAUGGACCGAAUCGACGAGAGGAAAGAUGAGUGGCUGUAUUCAAGAAGACUGACUACGAUCAUUUAG